AUGCAGCAGCCUGAGACCCAGCAGACAACUCAGCAAACAGCGACAGAAAUACUGGAUCCGACAGUUCAGUACCUGCGUCGGAGGAAAUCGGCUCUGUGGGUGACUGUGUCUCUGCUGGCUCUGUCUCUGCUGGUGCUGGCAGUGGGUCUCAUCUCUGCCACCCGCACUGACAAUGUGCCCGUGGCUGGAUAUUACCCUGGCAUCACACUGAGUUUCGGAGCGUUUCUGGGCAUUGUUGGCAUCCACCUGGUGGAAAACCGCAGACCCAUGCUCAUGGCAGCCAUCAUCUUCAUCAGUAUCGGAGUCAUCGCGUCUUUCUUCUGCGCCAUUGUGGAUGGGAUCAUCGCUUCAGAGUUCAUUGACAUUAGACCCUUGCAGGAGGACAUGUGCGACUUCUAUGCCAGUGGAUCGGGUUACGCCUACGACAGCUACUACACAGAGGUGACGUGCCGUUCAUUCGACAAAGCAUGCAAGCUGAAACUGAGGAGCAACACCUGCUACUGCUGCUACCUGUACAACUGUGAGAGCACAGAGUACCACACACAGUACUAUGAGUUCACUGGUGUCAGCAGCUGCUGGGAUGUGAUCCACUUGUAUCGUCUGCUGUGGGCCUCAGUGGUGCUCAACGUGAUUGGCUUGUUCCUGGGCAUUAUCACUGCUGCCAUCCUCGGAGCAUACAAGGACAUGAAGCCGACUCCUCAGAUGGCUCCCAGCCCGGCACCGCCACCCCACAUCCUGUACAACCCGACCCAGCACAUGCUCACCUACGCUGGCUUCUGUCCUUCAGGACAGACUCUGCCCGCCUACCCCAACUAUCCAAUACCAGUGCAGCAUAACAACAACUACCAGGCACCUGCUACACCCCAGCUAAUCCCUGAGGGAGGCCUUACCUCCACCUCCUGCCCGUCUGAGGAGAACCAGCAGCCCUCUCAGGCUCCCACCCAACCACAACCUCAGGGAGCCAACCAAGAACCAGGAGGCUUCAUGCUGACUCCCAACGCUCCUGUCCUCUAUGGAUCCUCCUACAGCCCCUUUGAGAAACCACCUCCUUACGCCUGCUGA
Seriola dumerili (greater amberjack) is the source of this 1062-nucleotide messenger RNA. RefSeq names its product transmembrane protein 255B (gene tmem255b). The coding region runs from base 1 to 1062 and encodes 353 amino acids. Lineage: Eukaryota; Metazoa; Chordata; Actinopteri; Carangiformes; Carangidae. The record is from RefSeq and is a predicted model, not a curated record. The transcript is spliced from 9 exons.